Mixia osmundae IAM 14324 is the source of this 330-nucleotide messenger RNA. RefSeq lists its product as uncharacterized. The coding region runs from base 1 to 330 and encodes 109 amino acids. NCBI's taxonomy places the organism in Eukaryota, Fungi, Basidiomycota, Mixiomycetes, Mixiales, Mixiaceae. The transcript is spliced from 3 exons. The record is from RefSeq and is a predicted model, not a curated record.
AUGGCGAAGCAACAUGUGCCCUUCUCGUUUCCAGCGGGGCCAGCACUGACGGUCUUCGUACCGGGAGCUCUGGCGCUAGCCGGUCUCUACCUGGCACAGCCAGGCACGACGCUCGGCAACAUCAAAGAGGCAAUUGGCGGCCAGUCCACCGUCGUCGGCAUCUUUCUCCUGCUCAAUCUUGCCCACGUUUUCGAGGCGAUACUGAUGUUCGUCAAAUGCUCAAGAGCUGGCGUCAGCACAGCAGACACGCGCAAGUGGUGUGCUGCCGUGCUCAUCUUUGGGUUCCCCGUCGGUCAAAAGUUCGACGCCAUGGUGAAGCGAGUCAAGUAG